Molecule: messenger RNA, 882 nt
Organism: Aspergillus terreus NIH2624
Lineage: Eukaryota; Fungi; Ascomycota; Eurotiomycetes; Eurotiales; Aspergillaceae
Product: ESCRT-II subunit protein SNF8
Exons: 3
Coding region: 1-882 (293 amino acids)
Biological process (GO): protein transport to vacuole involved in ubiquitin-dependent protein catabolic process via the multivesicular body sorting pathway
Cellular component (GO): ESCRT II complex
Source: RefSeq, a predicted model, not a curated record
AUGCUGGCAUCACCCCUCUGUACCCCAAUCCAGCAAGUCGUUAAAACCAUCUCCUACACAAUCAUGUCCACCCGUCGCGGCGUCGGCCUGGGUGCCUUCGCCAACCGCACCCAAGCCAGCCAAUCAUACGCCAACCAUGGCGCCAACCUCCGCUCCACGCACCUCUCCUCGCUGCAAACGCAACUCUCCGUCUUCCAGUCUCUCCUGCACACCUUCGCCCUGGAGCACAGCUCCACUAUCAAAUCGAACCCGACGUUCCGCGCAGAGUUCGCGCGCAUGUGCAACACCAUCGGCGUCGACCCACUGGCCGCCAGCAAUGUAAAGAGCAAAAGCGCCCGCGGCGGCAGCGUCUGGACGCAGAUCAUGGGCGGGGGCAUGAACGACUUCUACUUUGAGGUUGCGGUGCGCGUCGUCGAGCUGUGUCGGGAGACACGCAGCGAAAACGGUGGGCUCCUAGGCGUGAAAGAGUGCCGGAAACGAGUCGGGCAGGGGAAAGCCAUCGGGAGUGGACUGGAAGUCACCGAGUAUGUUCCCGCUGCCUGUUCAUGGAUCAAAGGCGAGUAUCGACUAACCGAUGUGUCUAUCAGUGACGACGUCUUACGGGCCGUCAAAUCCCUCGAGCCCCUAGGCUCGGGCUUCUCGAUCGUCCGCGUAGGAAGUAAACAGUAUAUCCGGUCCGUGCCCAAGGAACUUAAUACCGAUCAGGCGACGGUGCUCGAGGUCAUCCAGAUCCUGGGAUACACGGUCAUUGACGAUCUCCUGGCGGAUGGUCUGGUUUGGCUCGACGCCCAGGGCGAGGAGAACGAGUAUUGGUCGCCGCAGAAUCUCCUUGGGGAUAAUACCCAGCGUCUGUUUGUGAAUCGUUUCAAGAUGUCCCGUUGA